Racocetra fulgida is the source of this 1030-nucleotide messenger RNA. NCBI's taxonomy places the organism in Eukaryota, Fungi, Glomeromycota, Glomeromycetes, Diversisporales, Gigasporaceae. The record is from the annotation of a GenBank genome assembly.
AUGGUAUCUGCUGUUUUUGCCAUGCAAGGAUUCGGAAUUUUAGCUGCUGCUAUAGUUUCAGUUACUACUUUGGCAGCAUACAAGGACCUUAUAUAUAAGGAGCAAAUAUAUAUUGACCGUGUAUGGAGAAUAGUUUUGGCAUUCGGUGCAAUUCCAGCGAUCUUGGGGCUCUACUCCCGGAUCACAAUUCCGGAAACGCCACGCUUUACGAUGGACGUAUUGGGAGAUGUCGAGAAAGCAGCUCAUGAUGUCAAUACCGUAUUAAAACUUGAUGAUUCUUGGACAAAACAAGGUAAACCUGUUUGCGCCAUAGAAGCACCUGUUUCUACGUGGAAGGAUUUUAAAGAAUACUUUAGUAAAUGGGAAAAUGGAAAAGUUCUAUUAGGAACUUCAUUAUCAUGGCUCGUAUUAGAUAUAGCCUUUUACGGAUUGAACAAUGCGAUCAUCUUGCGGGCUAUUGGAUUUGGGGGUGGUGAAGACACCUAUUCAAUUCUUUGGAACAUGUCUGUUGGCAACAUUAUCAUCACCAUGUUAGGCACGAUUCCAGGAUAUUGGUUUACCGUUUUGCUAGUAGAUAGAUGGGGCCGUAAAAGGAUUCAACUAAUGGGAUUUAUAGUUCUCACUGUGUUAUUUGUGGUUUGGGGAUUAAGUUAUCAAUAUAUAAAACAAAGAAUGGCUCUAUUCGUUACCAUAUUCUCAUUAUGUCAGCUAUUUCAAAAUUUUGGACCUAAUGCAACGACAUUUGUCGUUCCAAGUGAAGUUUUUCCUACGAGAUACCGAUCCACCGGGUAUGGUAUAUCAGCUGCAUCCGGAAAAUUUGGCGCAAUUAUAGCACAAGUAGGAUUCAUUCAACUCAAAGAUAUCGGCGGCAAGAACGAGUUUGUGGAUCGUUUAAUUUUAAUUUUUGCAUUCUUCAUGUUUCUUGGAAUUUUUACAACAUUGUGGAUACCUGAAACAAAUAAAAAAACGCUAGAAAAGUUAUCAAAUGAGCAUCCAAGAAUAGUUGUCAAUAGAAAGCAAACGCAAAAGA